GUAGCCCACAUCUUGGCCUUAGGUGCGUGGUUGAGAGGCAGGGCUGAACUGCGCUGCAGCAACGCUGUGCGGCGCAGACAUGACAGUGCUGGUCUUGCUCGUGGUCGAGAGGCAGGGCUGAACUGCGCUGCAGCAACGCUGUGCGGCGCAGACAUGACAGCAGGGCUGAACUGCGCUGCAGCAACGCUGUGCAGCGCAGACAUGCCAGAUGCUGUUUCUUGCAUGCGCAGACAUGACUGGGUCGCGACGGCCAAAUCAAGACUGUUCGUGACACGUUUAGAGUCGGCCCCACUGCGGGAGGAAGUGCUACAGGUGUUGCUUGUCGAUGGUGAAGUAAUGCGCAGGUGCCCUUCCAGUGAGCUUCUUGGACGGAGGUACUCUGAGUUGAAACAGCAGGUAUCUAGUUGGACCAGGGCUCAUAAGUCGGCGGCAUGUUGCGGUCCAAGCUGUAGCAUCGGUGUUCUCUUCUGCUCAUUGUCAGUGACGACUGCAGCCAUGCGUAAGAGGGCAGCUGCUGAACCUGUUACUCCGCAGAAGCGUUCUGCUAAUUCUCCUCAAGCUAGCGCUGCUGCUACUGAGGCGUCUGAUGCUGCCCCGACCUCUCCGCUUCCAUCACCCACGCCACCUGGAAGCCCUGCCAUUGCUAGCAUUGCUGCACCUUUUGCAGGCCUGACCCCGCGUCGUAGCAGCAAGCCCAAGGUUGCGAAGCCGACUGAGGGCCCCAGAGCUUUGGAGGUGACUAUUUUGAAGUAUGCGGCCAACGGGGCUCGGGUGAACCCUGACUUCGAACCUCAAGAGAGUGCCUAUGUGUUGAUUCUCGAGCACCCAGGCACUAAGCAGCACCCAAGUUGCUUGUACCAGUUCAAGGACAACUUGGCUGCGUACUUGCAGAUCUUGCACAACCAAGAUCCCGAGACACCAUCCGAGAUCAUCAAGCUUGCGGAGUUCAUGCAAGUUCAUGUGGCCUUUGGCAGUGCACCAACCUGGGCCAAGAGUCUCUACACUGGUGGAGGACCCUCUGGGCCAAUUGCUGCCUUGACAUUGCUGCACAACUUUGUGGCUUGGCUUCAGCUCCGCAUUCCGAACCUUCACAACAUCGACCUGCACGUGUACUCCCCUGCCGAGAUCGAGCUUGGACAAGUUUUGCCUCAUGUGGGCGGCAGCAAUCCGAACCAUAGCCUGUGCACUGCUGCGCCUCCCGCAAGCCGCGGGCACCUGACGCUCAGCUGUCACAAGUCGCAAUUGGCAGACGUGUUUCUGCGAUUGACGGGAAACACAUUCCCUUUGAAAUCUUUGAAGGAGUGCAUGGAUGAGCUGGAGAUUGAAGGCACGAACACUACGGAUGGGUAUGUGCGGACCACCCGGCCGUUGCAUCUGAGCAAUGACAGCGACUUAAAGUUGAUGGGUGCGAUCCGCAGCAUUGUGGCAGAGACUUUCCAUGUCUUGCUCAUUGCCAGUGAUGUCGCUCCAGCUCAUGCAACCACUUUCCGGCUACUUCCCUGCAACACGCCUUUGUCGGAGGCCGCGAUGCAAGGCCGGCCAUGCCAUGACGGGGUAGAAGAAGUGUCGGGAUACGGUAGAUCUCAGAUCAUGGCCAGUGUUGUCGUGAAGCUCGCACCAGAGCAUAGCUUGAGCCAUGUGAUGGAUCACGAUGGUGCACGUCGGCUCUUAGAGAAGCAUGUUGAUACAUCUGCGGUGAAGAAGGUGAGAGCUAACAGCAAGCAUCAGAUGUUUGUCGUUCUCAAAGAACAAUCUGGUCUAACACCGUUCUUGGCGGAAAUCCGCAAAGUGACUGCUGUGUUUGCGGCGGCGGUGCCACUGAGUGAGCAAGCGCACAAGGAGAAGGCUGAUGCUGAUGCGAGCUAUCGGGUUAAGAAAGGGGCACAGAUGGACAAGAUGGGAGACACGGCGCCAAAGGUAUUGAAUGUCAUGACGCAGAUGCUGGGGGUCGUCGGUUCAGAGAAGCAGAAGCGGAAGGCCGUGUUGGCAGCUUUACCGACUUUUGACCGGUGUUCCAAGGUGAGCUGCGAUGGUCUCCGCGUGCGUGAAGUGAUGUCGACAUCAGCUCCAGCAACUGAUGAAGCCGAUUGA
Messenger RNA from Cladocopium goreaui, 2091 nucleotides. NCBI's taxonomy places the organism in Eukaryota, Dinophyceae, Suessiales, Symbiodiniaceae. The record is from the annotation of a GenBank genome assembly.